UUCAUUUUUAUUGGCACCGUUAAUUAGGGUAUGUGAGAUACCGAUCCGAAGAAAAGUUUUCAGUACGACGCCCCUUUGGAGGCUUCCUGCUUUCCUGAUGGCGGCUCCCAUAUCCCCUGACAGAGCCGGAUUAGUCCAUUAAGUAGGCCUAAAAUCGUUAAGAUAUUCGGGAUUCUGUCGGCCAGGCCUGCCACGCCUACAUCGCAGCCAUGGACUUGGAACAGUUAGAGAACGAAGCAAGGGCAGCAGCCCUGAAGGAAGUGAGCAAGAUGCUCCAACGUCCCGACCAGCUCGAGAGGAUCGACCAGUAUGGAAAGAAAUACGCAAGGCACAAGGUCUCCUUGGAGUCCAAUCUCAAGUCUGCUCUACAGGGCCAAUUCGACUCUGUGAAGAACGGCCUGGCCCAGCUCGAGGGGUCCUUGGAACACAUUGGAGAGAUCAGGAAAACGAUGGCCGAAAUUUCGGAGGUCCUGCAAAAGGUUCCAGCCCUGCACAAGCGUUUGGCCGAGUUAAGGGAGGAACAGGCUAGCUAUGGGCAGUACCAGGUUGCCAUGGAUAACAUGAAGCACAUCUUCACCGUCCCCGACAGUCUCGAGAGAGCACAGCAGGCCAUCCAAGAAGGAAAGUUACUUAAUGCUCAUCAGCCAGGAGUGUUUGAUUUCCAGUCUCUUAUGGAACUGGAGGGGUCCAGGGACGACCUCCUGUAUGAACUGCAUCGCGUGCCAGAUCACGACAAAGCUGAUGAAAAGCUGCUGGAACACUACUUCUCUGGAGUUCAGAAGCUGUCCAGUGAUCUGUCCAAGCAGUUGUGGCUCAUUCUGUCCCGGAUGAUGACCACUGUACAGCGGGAACCAACCACCAUCGUCACAGCGCUGCGAAUUGUGGAACGAGAGGAGGCCAUCGAUGCCAAGUGCAUCAAGCGCAACGAAAGCUCAGGCUUCAUGCCACCAGGGAGACCCAAGAGAUGGAAGAAGAAGGCAUUUGAGGUGAUCAAGGACCUCGUGUCUCGGAGCAUUGAGAGCAACCAGGUCCAGAAUCGGGAGCAAAACAAGAUGUGGAUCGUGCUCCACUUGGAACUCCUCCGGAAGAUGACACUUACUGACAUCAAGAUCAUGAAGAACCUUGUUGUCCCCUGCUUCCCUCCUCAUUAUGACAUAUGCAAAUGCUACACUCGGAUGUACCAUGAGAGCCUCGGAAAUCAUCUGAAAGAAGUAAUCCAGAUGGGACUUGAGGGGAAUGAGUUUGUGUCAGUCCUACAAUGGGUCCUGAACACUUAUCCAGACAUCAUGAAGGCCUUGGACAUCAACCCCCAUGAGUAUGGUCCUCUCUUAGAUUCAUCAGUAAUUAAUGACUUGGAGAGAACGUACAUCAAGAAUACCAAUGACAACUUGUCAAAAUGGCUGCCAGCAACACUGGACACAGCAGUGAAGGGUUGGCGCAGCUCAAAUCCUCCUGAUGCUGACGAACAGAAUUGCCACCGCACCACUGUACCUUUGGAUGUGACUGUGAUGGUUGAACAAAAUAUCACUGUUGCCAAAACUAUCAGAUUUGAUACAACUGCAAAGAUGCUAGACGUGUGCAUAGACCAGGUGGUUCAAGUCCUGUACAAGUGGAAGAAUGAGGUCUUGAAGUACAAGAAUGAGUGCUUCCAAGAUCGCAGUCAGCAACUACGAGAUGAUGCAGCAGGUAUGCUCCUCGAGGAACCGUUUGUGGAUCUAGAGAUGCAUUUUGUUGAUGUUUUCUCCAAGAACUGGCUGGAAUCCACAAUCGCAGUGGAGACCAUCUGCGUGACCAUGGAGGACUACUUCAGUGACUAUCGCCGGCUCACACAGGAGAAUCUGAUCUAUGUUGCUCUUAGGGCCCAGCGUACGAUUGCCAUCAAGUACAUGACCGCCAUGCUGGGUGGGAAGCGCUACGUGCCCAAGACCCAAGAAGAUCGCACACGUGCAGGGCAGAAAGUAUGUGGAGAGUCUUUACAAAUGAAGUCCACAUUUGCCAAGCUCUCCUUACCAGUCGGUACAGAGGCGACAUCUCCCUUCGACUGUCUCAAAGCCAUCGGUGAGAUCCUCAAGGUCGCCGAUUGCGAAUUCAUUGCUCUGGAACUCAUCGGUAUGGUGAAGCGAUACCCAGACCUCUCUGUGGAAUUGCUGACGGCCAUUCUGAACCUCCGUGGGGACAUGAGCCGUUCAGAGAUGAGGGAGAGAGCAGCUGAUGCCAUCAUGGAAGGCAGGAAGGAGGUGACAGGUAGUCCUGCAAAAACUGUUUUCUCUGAGUGGUUUUCAGUUGCCCUUGUGAUGAGACAUCUACUCACACAUUCCUUUCCAUUGAGACCACCUAUUACCCUGUUGGAACUGAUCAAGGUUCGCAUCUUACCAGCCAUAGGCACUUGGUCUGAAAAUCCACAGAGAAAAUCCACGAUGGCAGAUGUUGAGGUUAGGUCUGCGGUGGAGAAACUGCGACCCCACGUGAAGAAGCCAAUUCUCCUUGCCCUGGGGAACCCGUUGUUGGACAUGACAACGCAAUGUGAGCGGGAUCUACUCGAAAAGUAUGGCCUGAACUCAGAUGAUCAGAUUGAGGUUGGCCUGCAUCAGCUCUCCCUCUUUCAAGAAGUCAUGGACAGGUACAAGGUGGAGUACUUUGCUGGUGGAGCUGCCCAGAACACAGUUAGGGUGUUUCAGUGGCUUCUCGGUCGAGAUGGGGCAUCAGUGUUCAUGGGUGGAAUUGGAAAGGACCAGGCGGCAGGGAUCCUCGCAGGUCUUGUGGAGGAAACGGGUGCCAUUGUCCGUUAUGCACCUCAUGAUGAGCAGCCCACAGGGACGUGUGUUGCCCUCAUCAAUGGCACAAACAGGUCUCUCUGUGCCCUGAUUGGAGCAGCCAAUUACUUUGACGUCGAUCACAUCAUCCGAGAUGUUGACAACUACAAGUACUUCCAAGAUGCUGAAGUGAUCUACGUCGAGGGAUUCUUCAUCACCCACUCUUUCCCUGCUGCCCUCGAAGUUGCCAAGUUGUCCCGAUCGACCAACAAGAUCUUCACCUUGAAUCUCUCAGCUCCUUAUAUCUGCAAUAAUUUUGGCCGGGAACUGAAACAGAUCUUACCGUAUGUAGAUGUCUUGUUCGGGAAUUCACUCGAGUAUCGUGCCUGUGCGAAAAUGCUUGGAAUGUCUGACAUUGACACAGCUGAUGCAAACAGCAUCGCAUCACUCGUUGCCCUGUUCUCAGAUGAACAUGGCUUGCAGGACAAAAAGUACGGGCCAUUCCGGAGCCACCGCACGGCUGUGAUGACCAGAGGCAAGAAUCCAAUUGUGUGUUACCACAACCGUGAGAUAUCUGAACAUCCUGUGUCACAGGUGAAACAGGAAUGCAUCGUUGACACGACGGGUGCCGGCGACUCGUUUGUGGCAGGCUUUCUCUCCCAGAUGGUCCUGGGACGAGACCUGGAGAAGUGCAUCAAGUGUGGGAUGUAUGCAUCACACGAAAUCAUCCAGCGCAUCGGCUGCACCGUCCCCGAGUAUGAGCCGAGCGAGGAGUUCCAGCCUGCCGAAGGAGAGCUCUUGUGAUAUCAGAACCGUCCUGAAGGUUUGAUCAUGUUUCCAGGAUUCCAUAAUUCUCAGUCUGAUUUUUGUACAUGCCUAGAUCUGACUGUAGAGAAAUCGGUAUGGCUAUGCUUUACCCUAAUGAUUGCAAGUCAGAGGGUCAUGAUUAUAUCCUGAGUACUGCUUUUUGCAAACUGUAGAUCUGUCUAGAAUGAAAUACUUGACAUUUUUUAAGGUGAUAACCUGAGUGACUGAAGGGAGAAUAGCUGAAAGUCUCAGUAGAAAGUCCAUAAUGGUGCAUCAAUUUUAGUGACCUUUUUAAUUUCUCCCCUCAUAAAAAAAUGCUGGCGUAAAAGUUAAAAAGUUAAAAACUGUGAUAGUAAAUCUGUUUCACUUCUUGUGAUAGUCACAUUUCUUUGCUUCAUGUGCCAGAGUCUCAUCUCUCUUUUCCUUGAUUCUGUGAGGAAUGUUUUCUGAUGUAUCAAUACAAUAGCUAUUGAGAUCCUGUCUUGGAUCAUUCUGUUACAUGAUCAUGUACUAAGCUGCUUCCUGCUGUAGUUGCUCUUUAACCAUUGCACUCCUUUGAAUAAAUAUAAUUCUCAUGUAAUGAUGUG
Darwinula stevensoni is the source of this 4147-nucleotide messenger RNA. The record is from the annotation of a GenBank genome assembly. NCBI's taxonomy places the organism in Eukaryota, Metazoa, Arthropoda, Ostracoda, Podocopida, Darwinulidae.